CCCAACGGAAGGUGCAGCCUCGGUUAAACAAGGUUAAAUAACGAUAGUCAUCAUUGUCAUUUCUACAUUUCGUCUAGUGUCCACUUUUUCCUACGAAAAUAAAAAAACGUCAAACUUGGGGGGUGAAUUCCUUCAGUCUUGUCCGGUUCAGUUGACUCUCCUUCUCUGUCGGUCACGCGCUCUCACGUGUACGCACGCUCGUGCGGUCUCUGCUUAGAGGCGGCGGCGGUGGUGUUACUAACGGCUGAGGGAGGGCGACGGGUGUUUGACUUUGGCAGCUCAGUCACAUUCUUUUACCCGGUCACGGAGUCGAAGAAUGGAGCUGGUAGAAGAUAAACGGUGAACGGAAGGAGAAGCCGGGAGGACGCAGGGGGUACCGCCGAGUCAGGAGUAGAUGAUGCUUAUUUGCCGCAGGCCCCGCCAUCGUGAAAUUGGAUACCGACUUGCGGCGGAUGGGGUGACCGAGCUCCUUGCUCCGCCGGGGAGGUCCCUGCCUUCGGACGUUACCGGGGUGGGAGCUGCCUGUGGCCGGUUGUAAGGUGGAGGAAGGAGUGGCAAGAGGGAAAAUGCAGACGGAGGAGGAGACGGCCACCGCAGAAGAGCCCAUUUUGGAGGAAGGGUCGGGACGAGAGCAGCAAAGGCCAGUCCAGCAGUCUCUGGCCUCUUCCCUGUGCCGGGAGUCCCACUGGAAGUGCCUCCUCCUGACCCUCCUCAUGUAUGGCUGUUUUGCUACGCUGGCCUGGUGCGCGCUCUGUCGUGUGCCUGUUCUCGGCUCCUCCUCCAUCCUUCUUGGUGAUGACGACGAGGCCUACUACAAUGACAUCCUGCACUUGGAGAGUCCGUGCUCCAGCGGUUAUGUCUACAUCCCCCUGGCUUUCCUGGCAAUGUUGUAUGUGGUUUACCUGGUGGAAUGUUGGCACUGCUUCUCCAAGACCGCCAUGUUGGCUCAUGCCGAAUUCCAGGAAGUGUACGAGCGUGUGCAAAGACUUCAGCAGGCCACUCCCUGUAUUUGGUGGAAAGCCAUCAGCUAUCACUAUGUGAGGAGGACCAGACAGGUGACAAGGUACCGCAAUGGAGACGCAUACACAACCACACAGGUUUACCAUGAGCGUGUGAACACUCAUGCAUCAAGUUCAGAGUUUGACUAUGCCCGCUAUGGUGUCAAAGAUGUGUCAAAAGAGCUGCUGGACCUGCAGUUGCAUCCUGCUGUUCGCCUCCGCUUCACAAAGUGCUUCAGCUUCUCCAGUGCACGUGCUGAAGCAGCCUACCUCACCCAGCGAGCACGUUUCUUCGGGGAGAACGAGGGGCUUGACGACUACAUGGAAGCCAGAGAAGGAAUGCACCUGAAGAAUGUGGAUUUCCGCGAGCAUAUCCUGGCGUUCCCAGAUCCUGCUCACCAACCAUGGUUUUCCAGGCACAGGGUGUUCUGGCUGGCUUCUGCUUUCCUCCUGUCAUGGCCGCUGCGGGUAGUGUCAGAAUAUCGCACGGCGUAUGUCCACUAUCAUGUGGAGAAGCUCUUUGGAGAGGAUGAGGACUCUGGUGGAGGUGGAGGAAUUGGUGGAGGAGGGCCAGGUGGAGGUGGAAGAGGCGAUGGGGUUGAAGGAGGAACUGAGAAUGGAAUCCAUCCAGGAGGAAUUGGGAUCGGAAUUGGCCUAAAUGGCACAAGCUACAGAGCUAUCUCUCGUGUCAAUACUGUAGACAUGACUGAACUGGAGUGGCACAUCCGCUGCAACCAACAAAUGGUCCCCAGCUACUCUGAGGCUCUCCUCAUGGACUUGGACACAAGUGGAGGAACAAAUCCUACAGUCUCUACACCCAUCUCUGGGCCUCCGGGCAUCACCCCAACCACGGGGACAAAUCCGCCUCCCCUGGCUCUGCCUGUGGUCUUCAACUCAGCUUAUCUCCUCCAGAGUUGCCCCAGAUGUCGGAGAACCACAUCAAGCGCCAGUCUUCCCUCCAGGCUAAGGGCCCCGAUGGGAACCACAGCCCUCCUGAAUGCUACCGUGGCAGGGAUUAGAGCAGCAGGACCAGGAGGCGGAGGGAUGGGAGGAAGACUGGUGCUCAGUCGCAGUGGAUUCUCUCUAGGGAGACUCGGAGGUGGGCGCCAGAACAGCCUGUUUCAUUCAAGAAGCAUGGGUGGAGGACUGGGAGGAAGUAGGGAAGAUGGAGGAGGAAGUGGGGGUGGAGGAAGUAGUGGAGGUGGUGGUGGUGGCGGCAGCGGAGGUGGAGGAGGAGGAGGAACUGGAGGAUUCCUGGGGUUAGGCUCAAGACAGAACAACGAAGAGACCAGAGGAGUUCUUGAGGGAGAAGGUGAUGAGGAUGAGGAAGAAGAGGAGGAGAGAAGGGAAGACAGGGGAAGAGAGAGGGAUGAGGAAGCAGAGCAGGAAAGCAGAGGAGGAGAGGGGAGAGAGGCAGAAAGGGAUCGACCUCCAUCCUACCAGGACGCAUUCUUCUUUCCAGUUCUUAUCAUACAUGGAGAGGAGAGCUGCCAUGCUGGUGAUGACAUGUGAUGGAGAGAAAAAUGACAACAUGGCAACAAUGGCAAGAUAGUUUUGACUGGACCUGAAUAGACAUACCGAAUACACAGUAAGAGCAAAGGGAAAGAGGUUAAAAAAAAAAAAAAAAGAUCUGUGAUUGCAUUACCAAGGAAACAUGAAGGAAGUUGCAACUAAAGUUCAAGUAAGUAAAAAGGAGAAAAUGCUGCGAGAAGUGAGAAUAUACAGAGCAGGCUGGGAUAACAGAUGGAGGAGAUUUAAACACAUGUAGUGCGUUCUGUAAAAUGUCAGUAAACCCACUCGUUCAGAGGGAGACUUGAGCUGAUGGAGAGUGCUGUUGCAAGAUAAGAUGGAGUACGAAGAAAGUGAGCGAAGGCAAGAAAAUCCUCGCAGCUGAAAGAUUAACUGCACAGAGAUGACGUUGACUGAUCAGAUAGAGUAAACUUAGGAAAAUCUGUUUCCAGAUAUAUCUAUGCAGGAGUGGGAGGGGGUAACAAGUAAAAAUAGUACCUUGGAGAGCAGUAGAGAGACACUGAGCCAGCUGAGUGGUAUAUGGUUUUUGUUUUUUUUUUUUUUUGUUUUUUCCCCAAAUAGAAACAAAUUUGAUAAACUAAAAACCUAGAAUUGGAAAGAUGAAACUGUAGCCCAAAUUAAAAUGCAGAACAGAGAGAGACAUGAAAGGAAAAAGAAAAAAUAAUUAACUACUGAAUGUGAUGUAUUGAAGUUGGAGGACAAAAGCUUUUUAAAAAAAAAAUUGAAAAGGACUAAAUGACAAGGCAAAUAUGAAAUUCAGCAUCAGAAAAACAACACAGGAAAAAACCAGAUGACUGAAUAUCCACUUUACAGAUAAUUCAGAUACUUUAAAAACUGCUAAACAGAAUCAUCAAAAAGAUUCAAAGAGGAGAAAAAGAUGCAGGAUUUAUCACAAAUAUGUAAUGCUCUAAUCAGGAAAACAAGAAAAUUUCCAAACAGGUCUACAUGACAUGUAAAAUCCUGGCUUCAAUCACGCCAACCACGCCAACGAAAGCUUAAAAACAUUGAUUUCCUCCUCAUCUCGUCAUGCUGCCUCACGCCCUCCUACACCAUUAGCUUCCCCACCACUCUGUCCAUUACCGUUAUGAAGCUGAUAGAAAAAAAAACUCCAUCAAAAGUAGAGCAAUUGCUUCCUCUACUGCUCAGCCCCUCAUUUCUAGAGCCAUCUUCUCCACUCCCUCCAUUUCUCACAACUCCCACUCACUCCUCUCAGAAAACCACAAGUGGAUAGAUGUAAUUCUGAAAAGCAUAUCUACAGUUUUUUUUCUUUAAACAUGACCCGUAAAAUGCAGUUUUUGUAAUUAGUGACUGUUGAAUUAACACAGUGAAGUAGGAGUUUUACAAAAAUAGAUCCAGUUUUUCACCAUUUGCUUCCCUCCUCUGCUUCUCUCUUGUACUUUAAAGUGGUGGUUAUGUGAUAUUCUUCUCUCUGGAGAUGCUGGAAUCGGAUUUCAUCUCAGCUCCCUUCACAUAUCACAUCUCCUGUCGGCUUAGGUUCCUCCCCAAGGAUCAUAUUUUAUAAGUCAGAUAUUUCCAACUCAUAUGGAGUGUUUUUAAUGACCUCUAUAUUUAGAAAAAAGCAGAAUGAGAUUCAAACAAAUAUAAUAUAAAAAAUAAUAUCCACUAGUUCUGUCAGUGUAGUUCA
Messenger RNA from Melanotaenia boesemani (Boeseman's rainbowfish), 4173 nucleotides. RefSeq names its product transmembrane protein 151B. NCBI's taxonomy places the organism in Eukaryota, Metazoa, Chordata, Actinopteri, Atheriniformes, Melanotaeniidae. The coding region runs from base 567 to 2510 and encodes 647 amino acids. The record is from RefSeq and is a predicted model, not a curated record. The transcript is spliced from 6 exons.